Molecule: messenger RNA, 912 nt
Organism: Colletotrichum godetiae
Lineage: Eukaryota; Fungi; Ascomycota; Sordariomycetes; Glomerellales; Glomerellaceae
Product: CWC16 protein
Exons: 1
Coding region: 1-912 (303 amino acids)
Biological process (GO): mRNA splicing, via spliceosome
Cellular component (GO): U2-type catalytic step 1 spliceosome
Source: RefSeq, a predicted model, not a curated record
AUGUCUGAACGAAAAGUGCUCCAAAAGUAUUACCCCCCGGAUUUCGAUCCCUCCGCCCUCACGCGCAAGCGCGGACCGAAGCAGACCGGCCCCAAGGUCCAGACCGUCCGCAUCAUGGCGCCCUUCUCAAUGAAGUGCACAACGUGCGGAGAAUACAUCUACAAGGGCCGCAAAUUCAACUCCAGAAAGGAGACGAACCAAGCAGAGCGAUACCUCAAUAUCCAGAUCCACCGCUUCUACCUGAAAUGCACGCGAUGCUCGGCGGAAAUCAUCAUCAGGACCGACCCAAAGAUUGCUGACUACGCCGUCAUCAAAGGCGCGAUACGAAACAUGGAGCCCUGGCGCAAUAAGGAAGGCGAAAAAGAGAGCGUGGACGAGAGGCUGGACCGGCUGGAGCGCGAGGAGGCUGAAGCUGCAGGCGAGGAGGAGAAGAACGCGAUGGCGGACCUGGAAGCCAAGAACGAGGACGCGAGGCUGGAAAUGGCUGCCGCGGACGCGCUCGACGAGAUUCGCCAGCGCAACGCGCGCAUCCAGCGGUCUGAGAAGGACGGCGUGGACUUUUCCGAGUACGUCGUCCGGCCUGAGGACGAAGAGAGGGCGAGAGAAGAGAGGGAGGACGAGGAGGCUGCGAAGAAGGCUUUCGCUGCUGCAAGGGAGAGGCUCGGGGAGGAGAUUAUCGACGAUGAUGAAUAUGACGGAGGGGUAAUCGGAGGACCAUCCUCCUCCUCCUCCUCAUCAGCGGCGGUAGCGUCAUCCUCAACGUCAGGGGAGAAGUCGGAGGCUGCGGCGGCGGGGACCGUGAGGGAUACUUCAAUGAUGCCGCCGCCACCGCCUCCGGCCAAACGCGUGGUGAAGAAGAAGAAGGAUUACUCUGCGGCGCUUGGCAUCAAAAAGAAGCCUUCACUGGUCUGA